CAACACACGUGAGGUUGUAAACAAAGUGGACUAGAAGGACGGCCAUCGCCAGAGCUCAGUGAUAUGAUGAGGGCCCGUUACUGUCUCCUGGCUCUGUCCGCCAGCGUCCUCCUGUCUCUGUCUCACAGCUACACCCUGAGGAGCUCCGUGUCCUGGGUGGUCUCCUCCAGCGACGUGGUGGAGGACGCGGACCUGUCGGAGGAGGUGGCCCCGGCGCUGCUGGUGGACGGAGCCGGGCUGUGGAAGCAGCAGGCUUAUCCGUCCUCAGACGUCCUCGGAGACGGCGUGGAGAGUCCCGGGGAGCUGGUGAAGCCUGAAGACGAGAGUGUGGCGCAGCUGUCCUCUCGUCUGUUCUCAUACCGGCUGGAGAAGGUGAAGAAGAAGUCCGGCAGCAGCGGCGGUCCUCCUCCGCACCAGGAGACCGCCAGGACGGCCAGAUACAUAGCUCACUACAGCGACUGGGGACAUCUGGCCACCAUCUCAACUCAAGACAAGAUCAAAGGUCUCCCCUUUGGGAACAUCUUCUCAGUCAGUGAUGGACCGCUGGACAACAGUACUGGAGUCAUCUAUUUUUAUGUUACACCAAUGGACUUCACCGUCUCAGACCUGAGAAGUAACCCCUACGCUUCGCUCACGUUCUCAGAGGCUGAGGGAGAAUUCUGCAGGCAAAUGGUGUACGAUCCAGAAGAUCCCAGAUGUGCUCGACUCACACUAACAGGCAAGAUGGUGGAGGUCGUUCAGGAGGAGCUUGUGUUUGCAAAGGAGGCAAUGUUUACAAGACACCCUGCGAUGGCAAAGUGGCCCGUGGGACACAAGUGGUUCUUCAUGAAGCUGGAGUUGAUCCAGGUCUGGCUGCAGGACUGGAUCGGAGGCGUAUCACUCAUACCACUGGAGGACUACUUUAAAGCUACGCCUUUCUGAGAACCCCCCACCCUCCCUCCCUGCAUCAUGUCAGCCUAUACAGAUCAGUUCAGCUGUCUACACCACAGAAGUCACGCUUAUAAGGAGCAAGAAUUCCCAAAGCAGCAAUGUGUAAAGAAUAUUUUUACUUUUUUGUUGCUAUUUUAAUUUAGUAAAGUGAAUAUUCUUCACUUUUUCCCCCACAAAAUCAGUUCAUCAGUUUCCUGUGUUUGCUGUCUGAAUGUAUUUAAAGUCAACAAGCUAGUUAAAUUGAAUGGUCACAGUUCUCACAGCUGGCAUAAACAUUGAUUGACUAUUUUAUUGAUUUACAUUAAAAUAUGUCUGCUGUUUUAAAAAUAAAUGAAUGUGAGCACACACAA
Sebastes umbrosus (honeycomb rockfish) is the source of this 1280-nucleotide messenger RNA. RefSeq names its product cellular repressor of E1A-stimulated genes 2 (gene creg2). The record is from RefSeq and is a predicted model, not a curated record. The coding region runs from base 64 to 921 and encodes 285 amino acids. Lineage: Eukaryota; Metazoa; Chordata; Actinopteri; Perciformes; Sebastidae. The transcript is spliced from 4 exons.